Priapulus caudatus is the source of this 579-nucleotide messenger RNA. RefSeq lists its product as uncharacterized. Bases 1 to 579 code for a protein of 192 amino acids. NCBI's taxonomy places the organism in Eukaryota, Metazoa, Priapulida, Priapulimorpha, Priapulimorphida, Priapulidae. The record is from RefSeq and is a predicted model, not a curated record. The transcript has a single exon.
AUGGACGCCAUGUUACAGAGAGAGCUCUGCGACGAGCUGGCAUUGGACAAGAGUGUGUUCUGGAGUGAUAGUAUGACGGUACUUAGGUAUAUCGCUAAUGAAACCACCAAAUUCCGAACGUUUGUCGCGAAUCGCGUUGAAACCAUUCAUCAGCAUUCGGAUCCAUCGCAGUGGAGAUACGUAUCGACCAAUCAGAACCCGGCGGACGACGCUUCACGAGGUUUGACAGCGGACGGCUACCUGGAGUGUACGCGAUGGCUACAGGGGCCGGACUUCCUCUGGAGUUCUCACCAGGAGGAUCAACGCGUAGACACCGAGCUCGUGGAGUCUGAUCCUGAGUUGAAGGCAACUGUGACAGCGGUUAAGAUCGCGUCUGACAUGUCCGAGGAGGCUCGUGACACAAUGGAUAAGCUGUUGCGUUACCAUUCAACAUGGUACAACCUGAAGCGCUCCACCGCUUGGUUGCUUCGCAUUAAACGAAUGUUGCUGCGCAAAGUUCGGAAUAGGAGCAAUAAUGAGGUUAAGGUCGAACUUAGCGGAGAGCCGCUAACGGUGGACGAGAUGAAGGGCGCCGAAUGA